CAUUGCCAUAGUUGAUCCUAUUGUCAGAACACCCCGCUUGUUGAUAGUAUCAUGAUAGCAUAACUACUUAUCCUGUAUAGGGAAGUUCAUAAGCUCUGAUAAAUAUCUCCGCUAUUAUGUCACCAUUACUCUGGAUAUCAACAAAAUCGUUAUAACAAUCCAACUUUCCCUACCACUAACUAACCUAAUCAGCAUUCAAGUGAUAAUCAAAUACAAAUACUUUCACAAUAACAAUGCCAGACCCAGACUCUGUCUCCAACAACUCCUCUUUGCUCUUUUCCUCUGACGAUGAACAUAGCAGUGGCCACUACGAUGCGGAUGAUUUUCGCGGAGAAGAUGAUGAUUAUUUCCAACAAUGUCAUAUCUGCGGCUACGCGUUCUACUUGAAAAGAUAUGCACCAGACGAACACGACCUGAAUCAUGUCACCUUCCACCAUCCCAAAAAAGGUAUCUGCAAAGCCCAAAAAGUGGAGAAUUUGGAUUUGUAUGGCGAUGAUCAGUCAUGGUGGGGGAUGCCUCGUCGGAUGAUUCUACACAACAUUAUAAACGAUGGGUGCCAGAUAUCCGGCGUUACCAUACCACGAACAAACUAUGGCACCUUCUUUGUACCUUGGAAGAAGACUGAUGGUUUGAUCUACGAACCUCGUACAAGUGAGGAAAGGCGGAAGGCGGUCAUGCCCAUGAUUACGGUUGUGAACGACGGAGGUCACCCCCUCAUGAGCGGGUAUGAAGACGAUAUUUCCCAUGGCUGGAUGGGAUAUCCAGUCCACGCACGGUGCUGGGAACUGCUCAUGCACCACAAGCUAGGCGAUAUUGCGAACAAGAACCUGAAGGUUCUCAUGUUAGCUUUAAUACAGAGGCAUGAGGAGAACUCGUGGAGACGGACCCGGUCCGGACUGACAAAUAAGAAACAAAGGCAAGAUUUCUCAACCGAAGGUUGCUCCGAAGGUCCGAGAGUCUAUGCUUCUGCUUCUCCCAUGGGAAAUAUUGAAUAUGGUGUUCGGCUUUCUGCCUUCUAA
Aspergillus piperis CBS 112811 is the source of this 1019-nucleotide messenger RNA. RefSeq lists its product as uncharacterized. NCBI's taxonomy places the organism in Eukaryota, Fungi, Ascomycota, Eurotiomycetes, Eurotiales, Aspergillaceae. The transcript is spliced from 4 exons. Bases 234 to 1019 code for a protein of 261 amino acids. The record is from RefSeq and is a predicted model, not a curated record.